CGCCUUACCGAUAGUCUUCGUCUGAGCAACUCAGCUACAAAUGGUUUCAAUUUCUCGCUUCAUGCGCAGAUCUUUCUGUUCUCUCGAGUACUGCUUUCUCGCCUCUCCGCUUGCCACCUAACCUCUGUAUGGCAUUUAGUCAUUCCAGAACUAAUACAAGUGUUUAGGACGUUGCUCGAUCAGCUUCAUGACGCGUAA
Protopolystoma xenopodis is the source of this 198-nucleotide messenger RNA. The record is from the annotation of a GenBank genome assembly. NCBI's taxonomy places the organism in Eukaryota, Metazoa, Platyhelminthes, Monogenea, Polystomatidea, Polystomatidae.